AUGGACCCAAGUGGGGUCAAGGUGCUGGAGACAGCAGAGGAUAUCCAGGAGAGGCGACAGCAGGUUUUGGAUAGAUACCACCGCUUCAAGGAGCUCUCUACCUUGCGGCGUCAGAAGUUGGAAGAUUCCUAUCGCUUCCAGUUUUUCCAAAGAGAUGCUGAGGAGCUGGAGAAGUGGAUUCAGGAGAAACUUCAGAUUGCAUCUGAUGAGAAUUAUAAAGACCCCACCAACUUACAGGGAAAGCUCCAGAAACAUCAAGCCUUUGAAGCUGAAGUUCAGGCCAACUCAGGAGCUAUUGUCAAGCUGGAUGAAACUGGAAACCUGAUGAUCUCAGAAGGACAUUUUGCAUCUGAAACCAUCCGGACUCGACUGAUGGAACUGCACCGCCAGUGGGAAUUGCUGUUAGAGAAGAUGCGGGAGAAAGGAAUCAAACUGCUGCAGGCCCAGAAGUUGGUGCAGUAUUUGCGAGAGUGUGAGGAUGUGAUGGACUGGAUCAGCGACAAGGAAGCAAUUGUGACUUCUGAGGAGCUGGGCCAGGACCUAGAGCAUGUAGAAGUUCUACAGAAGAAAUUUGAAGAGUUUCAAACAGAUCUGGCUGCUCAUGAAGAAAGGGUUAAUGAAGUGAACCAAUUUGCUGCCAAACUCAUCCAGGAACAGCACCCUGAGGAGGAAUUGAUCAAGACCAAGCAGAGUGAGGUGAAUGCAGCCUGGCAGCGACUGAAGGGUCUAGCUCUGCAGAGGCAGGGGAAGCUCUUUGGGGCUGCUGAGGUUCAGCGCUUUAACAGGGAUGUGGAUGAGACCAUCAGUUGGAUUAAGGAAAAGGAGCAGUUAAUGGCCUCUGACGAUUUUGGCCGAGACCUGGCAAGUGUUCAGGCUCUGCUGCGGAAACAUGAAGGUCUGGAAAGAGAUCUUGCUGCUCUAGAGGACAAGGUCAAAGCACUGUGUGCAGAGGCUGACCGCCUGCAGCAGUCCCACCCUCUGAGCGCCACCCAGAUCCAAGUGAAGCGAGAGGAACUCAUUACCAACUGGGAGCAGAUCCGCACUUUGGCUGCAGAGAGACAUGCACGCCUCAAUGACUCCUACAGGCUUCAGCGCUUCCUUGCCGACUUCCGAGACCUUACCAGCUGGGUGACUGAGAUGAAGGCUCUCAUCAAUGCAGAUGAGCUGGCCAAUGAUGUGGCUGGGGCUGAAGCCCUGCUGGAUCGGCACCAGGAGCACAAGGGUGAGAUUGACGCUCAUGAAGAUAGCUUUAAGUCUGCUGAUGAGUCUGGACAGGCACUGCUGGCAGCUGGUCAUUACGCCUCAGAUGAAGUGAGAGAGAAGCUGACCAUCCUCUCAGAAGAGCGGGCUGCCCUGCUGGAGCUGUGGGAGCUGCGCCGGCAGCAGUAUGAGCAGUGCAUGGACCUGCAGCUCUUCUACCGUGAUACUGAGCAGGUGGACAACUGGAUGAGCAAACAGGAGGCAUUCCUGCUGAAUGAAGACUUGGGCGAUUCCUUGGACAGUGUGGAAGCACUUCUCAAGAAACACGAAGACUUUGAGAAGUCCCUCAGUGCCCAGGAGGAGAAGAUCACGGCACUGGAUGAAUUUGCAACUAAGCUAAUCCAGAACAACCACUAUGCAAUGGAAGAUGUGGCCACACGCCGAGACGCUCUGCUGAGCCGCCGCAAUGCCCUUCAUGAGCGAGCCAUGCACCGCAGGGCUCAGCUGGCCGAUUCCUUCCAUCUCCAGCAGUUUUUCCGUGAUUCUGAUGAGCUCAAGAGUUGGGUCAACGAGAAGAUGAAAACUGCCACUGAUGAAGCUUAUAAAGACCCAUCCAACCUGCAGGGAAAAGUACAAAAGCAUCAGGCUUUUGAGGCUGAGCUCUCAGCAAACCAAAGCCGAAUUGAUGCCUUGGAGAAAGCUGGGCAGAAGCUGAUAGAUGUCAACCACUAUGCCAAGGAUGAAGUAGCAACUCGUAUGAAUGAAGUCAUCAGCCUGUGGAAGAAGCUGCUGGAGGCCACAGAACUGAAAGGAAUAAAGCUUCGUGAAGCUAACCAGCAACAGCAAUUUAAUCGCAAUGUUGAGGACAUUGAAUUGUGGUUGUAUGAAGUAGAAGGUCACUUGGCUUCAGAUGAUUAUGGCAAAGACCUUACCAAUGUCCAGAACCUCCAGAAGAAGCAUGCCCUGCUGGAGGCCGAUGUGGCUGCUCACCAGGAUCGAAUUGAUGGCAUCACCAUUCAGGCCCGCCAGUUCCAAGAUGCUGGCCAUUUUGAUGCUGAAAACAUCAAGAAGAAGCAGGAGGCACUUGUGGCUCGCUAUGAGGCUCUUAAAGAACCCAUGGUUGCUCGGAAACAGAAGCUGGCAGAUUCUCUGCGUUUACAGCAGCUCUUCCGGGAUGUGGAAGAUGAAGAGACAUGGAUUCGAGAGAAGGAGCCCAUUGCUGCAUCUACCAACAGAGGCAAGGAUUUGAUUGGAGUCCAGAAUCUGCUAAAGAAACAUCAAGCUUUACAAGCAGAAAUUGCUGGACAUGAACCCCGCAUCAAAGCAGUGACACAGAAAGGAAAUGCCAUGGUGGAGGAAGGCCACUUUGCUGCAGAGGAUGUGAAGGCCAAGCUCAACGAGCUCAACCAGAAGUGGGAGGCACUGAAAGCCAAAGCCUCUCAGCGGAGGCAGGACCUUGAGGACUCUCUGCAGGCCCAGCAGUACUUUGCCGAUGCCAACGAGGCCGAGUCCUGGAUGAGAGAGAAGGAGCCCAUUGUGGGCAGCACUGACUAUGGGAAGGACGAGGACUCUGCUGAGGCUCUGCUGAAGAAACACGAAGCUUUGAUGUCAGAUCUCAGUGCCUAUGGCAGCAGCAUCCAGGCUUUACGAGAGCAGGCUCAGUCAUGCCGGCAACAAGUGGCUCCAAUGGAUGAUGAGACUGGGAAGGAGCUGGUCCUGGCUCUCUAUGACUAUCAGGAGAAGAGUCCUCGUGAGGUCACCAUGAAAAAAGGAGAUAUCCUCACUUUGCUCAACAGCACUAACAAGGACUGGUGGAAGGUGGAAGUGAAUGAUCGUCAGGGUUUUGUGCCUGCUGCGUAUGUGAAGAAGUUGGACCCCGCCCAGUCAGCUUCCAGGGAAAACCUUCUGGAGGAGCAGGGCAGCAUCGCACUGCGGCAAGAACAGAUUGAUAACCAGACACGCAUUACUAAGGAGGCCGGCAGUGUAUCUCUGCGUAUGAAACAGGUGGAAGAACUAUACCAUUCUUUACUGGAACUGGGUGAGAAGCGUAAAGGCAUGUUGGAGAAAAGUUGCAAGAAGUUUAUGUUGUUCCGUGAAGCGAAUGAGCUACAGCAGUGGAUCAAUGAGAAGGAAGCUGCUUUGACGAGUGAAGAGGUCGGUGCUGACUUGGAGCAGGUUGAGGUGCUGCAGAAGAAGUUUGAUGACUUCCAGAAGGUAUGGGAAGCUAAAACACUGCUUACUGACAGUUCUCCUGAUAUAUUUAUUUGUUUGGAUCUCAUGUCUUGGAUCAAUGGAAUACGGGGGUUGGUGUCCUCGGAUGAGCUAGCAAAAGAUGUCACUGGAGCUGAAGCUUUGCUGGAGCGACACCAGGAACAUCGGACAGAAAUUGAUGCCAGAGCUGGCACUUUCCAGGCAUUUGAGCAGUUUGGGCAGCAGCUGCUGGCUCAUGGGCACUAUGCCAGCCCAGAGAUCAAGGAGAAACUUGACAUUCUUGACCAGGAACGGACAGACCUGGAAAAGGCCUGGGUGCAGCGCAGGAUGAUGCUGGACCAGUGCCUUGAAUUGCAGCUGUUUCAUCGGGAUUGUGAGCAAGCCGAGAACUGGAUGGCUGCCCGCGAGGCUUUCCUUAACACUGAAGACAAAGGAGACUCACUGGACAGUGUGGAGGCCCUAAUUAAAAAACACGAGGACUUUGACAAAGCUAUCAAUGUCCAGGAGGAGAAGAUUGCAGCCUUGCAGGCCUUUGCUGACCAGCUCGUUGCUGCUGGUCACUAUGCCAAGGGAGACAUUGCGAGUCGUCGCAAUGAAGUCUUGGACAGAUGGCGCCGUUUGAAAGCCCAGAUGAUUGAAAAAAGGUCAAAGCUUGGAGAGUCUCAGACCCUGCAGCAAUUCAGCCGAGAUGUGGAUGAGAUCGAGGCUUGGAUCAGUGAAAAGUUGCAGACAGCCAGCGAUGAGUCCUAUAAGGAUCCUACAAACAUCCAGCUUUCCAAGCUGUUGAGCAAGCACCAGAAGCACCAGGCCUUCGAGGCAGAGCUCCAUGCCAAUGCCGACCGCAUCCGCGGCGUCAUCGACAUGGGCAACUCCCUCAUCGAGCGAGGCGCCUGCGCCGGCAGCGAGGACGCUGUCAAGGCCCGCCUGGCUGCCCUGGCUGACCAGUGGCAGUUCCUGGUACAGAAGUCAGCUGAGAAGAGCCAGAAGCUGAAAGAAGCCAACAAGCAGCAGAACUUCAACACUGGCAUCAAGGACUUUGACUUCUGGCUCUCCGAGGUGGAGGCGCUUCUGGCAUCUGAAGAUUAUGGCAAAGACCUGGCUUCUGUCAACAACUUGCUGAAAAAGCACCAGCUGCUGGAGGCGGACAUAUCAGCCCAUGAGGAUCGCCUGAAGGACCUGAACAGCCAGGCAGACAGCCUGAUGACCAGCAGUGCCUUUGACACCUCCCAAGUGAAGGAGAAGCGGGACACCAUCAAUGGGCGCUUCCAGAAGAUCAAGAGCAUGGCAGCCUCCCGGCGCGCCAAGCUCAGCGAGUCCCACCGCCUGCACCAGUUCUUCCGGGAUAUGGAUGAUGAGGAGUCCUGGAUCAAGCACUCAGUGGCUGACCUUGCUGUUCCAUUCCAGGGCUUACUGAAGAAACACGAAGCUUUUGAAACAGAUUUCACUGUCCACAAGGAUCGUGUGAAUGAUGUCUGCACCAACGGACAAGACCUCAUUAAGAAGAACAAUCACCACGAGGAGAACAUCUCUUCAAAGAUGAAGGGCCUGAAUGGGAAGGUGUCUGACCUGGAGAAGGCCGCAGCCCAGAGGAAGGCAAAGCUGGAUGAGAAUUCAGCCUUCCUUCAGUUCAACUGGAAGGCUGACGUGGUGGAGUCCUGGAUCGGUGAAAAGGAGAACAGUUUGAAGACAGACGAUUAUGGCCGAGACCUAUCUUCAGUCCAGACACUCCUCACAAAGCAGGAAACGUUCGAUGCCGGCCUGCAGGCCUUCCAGCAGGAGGGCAUCGCCAACAUCACAGCCCUCAAAGACCAGCUGCUGGCCGCCAAGCACAUCCAGUCUAAGGCGAUUGAGGCUCGGCAUGCCUCCCUCAUGAAGAGAUGGAGCCAGCUGCUGGCCAACUCAGCCACCCGGAAAAAGAAGCUUCUGGAGGCCCAGAGUCAUUUCCGCAAGGUGGAAGACCUCUUCCUGACCUUCGCCAAAAAAGCGUCUGCCUUUAACAGCUGGUUUGAAAAUGCUGAGGAGGACCUGACCGACCCUGUCCGCUGCAACUCCUUAGAAGAAAUCAAAGCUUUGCGCGAGGCCCAUGAUGCUUUCCGCUCCUCCCUCAGCUCUGCGCAGGCUGACUUCAACCAGCUGGCUGAGCUGGACCGUCAGAUUAAGAGCUUCCGUGUGGCCUCCAACCCCUACACCUGGUUCACCAUGGAGGCUUUGGAGGAGACCUGGAGGAACCUGCAGAAAAUCAUCAAGGAGCGAGAGCUGGAGCUGCAGAAGGAGCAGAGGCGGCAGGAGGAAAAUGACAAGCUGCGCCAGGAGUUUGCCCAACAUGCCAAUGCCUUCCACCAGUGGAUCCAAGAGACCAGAACGUACCUCCUCGAUGGGUCCUGCAUGGUGGAAGAAUCCGGAACCCUUGAGUCCCAGCUGGAGGCUACCAAACGCAAGCACCAGGAGAUCCGAGCCAUGAGAAGCCAGCUCAAGAAGAUUGAGGACCUGGGAGCCGCCAUGGAGGAAGCCCUCAUCCUGGACAACAAGUACACCGAGCACAGCACCGUGGGCCUGGCACAGCAGUGGGACCAGCUGGACCAGCUGGGCAUGCGCAUGCAGCACAACCUGGAGCAGCAGAUCCAGGCCAGGAACACGACAGGGGUGACGGAGGAGGCCCUCAAGGAGUUCAGCAUGAUGUUCAAACACUUCGACAAGGACAAGUCUGGCCGACUGAACCAUCAGGAGUUCAAGUCCUGCCUGCGCUCCCUGGGCUACGACCUCCCCAUGGUGGAGGAAGGAGAACCCGACCCGGAGUUUGAAGCAAUCCUGGACACCGUGGACCCCAACAGGGAUGGCCACGUCUCCCUGCAAGAAUACAUGGCCUUCAUGAUCAGCCGCGAGACAGAAAACGUCAAGUCCAGCGAGGAGAUCGAGAGUGCCUUCCGGGCCCUCAGCUCCGAGGGGAAGCCAUACGUCACCAAGGAGGAGCUGUACCAGAACCUGACCCGGGAACAAGCGGACUACUGCGUGUCCCACAUGAAGCCCUACGUGGACGGCAAGGGCCGCGAGCUCCCCACGGCCUUCGACUACGUGGAGUUCACCCGCUCGCUCUUCGUGAACUGAUCUCGGCUCGCCUGCCCCCCACACUGCUUGCCCUGCUGCAUGUGACUUCCUCUGUGCCCACUGAGAAUAUUCCACACGCUUACUUCCAGUGUAACCGUAAGCCUGCUUAGCGUGGUUAAGACUUAGUAGAAAAUGGUGCUUCGAUAAACCGCUCUGGUCUGGUCACAAUCGCCAUGUUGCUGUGGGGACCCACACGUGUGUCUUGAACCAGCUGCCCUCAU
Molecule: messenger RNA, 6737 nt
Organism: Dipodomys ordii (Ord's kangaroo rat)
Lineage: Eukaryota; Metazoa; Chordata; Mammalia; Rodentia; Heteromyidae
Gene: Sptan1
Product: spectrin, alpha, non-erythrocytic 1
Exons: 46
Coding region: 1-6516 (2171 amino acids)
Biological process (GO): actin cytoskeleton organization
Cellular component (GO): cell junction; cell projection; plasma membrane
Molecular function (GO): calcium ion binding; actin filament binding
Source: RefSeq, a predicted model, not a curated record